GCCCACUGAUUAGAAGACAGACUGGAGUCGACUGGAGUUAUAUCUUAUUAUCUUAUAACUUAUAAGCCACUAGUUUCAUGAUUCAUCUUUCAUCUUUCAUCUUUCAUCACCACUCUACUCAUCAUACACUGAUUCUUGAUUAUUUUGUACUGAAGUAAGAAGAAACGUCCAAGAAUUAAACACUUCUGCUACUUCUACUGCUGUCACUCUCCCCACCUUUCAAUCAUACACAUAACCAAAACCUCAUCCAUCUUCUCCACCUCUUUCAUCCAUGGAAGAUUCAAAGCUUGCUCUUCUAUUUACUGGGUUUUUAUUGCCUGUGUUGGUAGCUUCGGUAGGGAUAAACUAUGGACAGAUCGCUAACAAUCUUCCUUCACCGGAGCAUGUGGUUCCGUUGGUAAAAGCCAUUGGUGCCACUAGGGUGAAGCUCUAUGAUGCUGAUCCUAAGGUGCUGAAAGCUUUUGCAAACACUGGAGUUGAGUUUAUUGUGGGGUUAGGUAAUGAGUACCUUUCGAAGAUGACAGAUCCAGCUAAUGCUCAAGCUUGGGUGAAGGCUAAUGUUCAGUGUUACCUCCCGGCGACUAAAAUCACCUCCAUUGCUGUCGGAAAUGAAGUAUUGACAUUCAAUGAUACUUCUCUGUCUGGAUGCUUGCUUCCGGCGAUGCAGAGUGUACAUACUGCUCUUGUGAAUCUGAAAUUAGACAGUCAGGUUACUGUUACCACUGCACAUUCUGUUGCUAUUCUUCAAUCUUCGUAUCCGCCGUCGACGGGAGCUUUCCGGCAAGAUCUGAAAGGAUGUAUCGCUCCGAUCUUAGAUUUCCUCUCGAAAACGUGCUCUCCAUUCCUCAUCAAUGCUUAUCCGUUCUUCGCGUACAAAGCUGAUCCGAAGCAAGUUUCGCUUGAUUUCGUUCUGUUUCAACCUAAUGCUGGAAUCGUUGAUCCAGGUACCAAAUUGCAUUACGAUAACAUGUUGUUCGCACAGAUCGAUGCGGUCUACGCCGCUCUAUCAUCGCUAGGUUACAAGAAGCUCCCGGUUCAGAUCUCGGAGACUGGAUGGCCGUCGAAAGGAGACGAAGAUGAAAUUGGAGCGUCACCGGAAAACGCGAAAAAGUACAACGGAAACCUCUUGAAGCUAAUCAAUCAGAAGAAAGGAACUCCGGCGAGACCUAAUUCCGAUUUAAACAUCUUCGUGUUUGCUAUGUUCAACGAGAACAUGAAACCUGGACCGACAUCGGAAAGGAACUACGGUUUAUUUAAACCCGACGGAACUCCGUCGUAUGGUUUAGGAUUCUCCGGAAUCGCGGUUUCCAGUGGCAAUUCUACAAGCACAGGUAGUGGUAGUAGUAGUAGCAGCAGCUCAGGAACGAAUGGACCUUCGAUAUAUUUAUCGCCGCCGGCGAACUCAUCGAGUGGAUACCUGGCUAUUUCGUCGUCGACGGAAAGAUUUAUUUGGAGCACGUGGGCAAUGUUGGGCAUGGGGUUCAUUUCAAUGGCAGUGUAUUGAGAGAAGGAGAUAACGUAACGUAAUCGUAAUGUAUGUGGUGGUGUUGUUUUGUAGUUUGGAAAUUCUUUAAUUAAAUCUUAUUCUUAUUAAUUAUGGCGUCAUCGUAUAUUUUAGAGGUGUUUUUUUGUUGUUGUUGCUGCAUGCUGAUUCUUGGACACGACAGAUCUCGAUUACUUUUGUAUUGGGAGUCUCAAAAGACACCAAACUUUCACCGAAAGAUAAAAAUGAUGCAAACCUUACUAUUUUUAAAAAAUAAAUUUAAGACGUUCAAACUAUUAAGCUUCCAUUAAGUUUAUAGUACAGAUAACGAAGUCAAUCAUAUCUCAUUCUUUAAUUCCCGUCUUAUUCACAAAUUCAAAAACUUACAAAAAUAGAAAUUGUUUUCCCACGUGGUAUUAUCUCUAGCUAAACCAACAAUUCACAAUUCCCUCUUUAUCUCAUUUUUGCUGCGCUGCUCCUACUUUUCUCAUCUUCUCUAUCCUUUCUUUCUUUCCUUCUUGAGACUACGACAACUAGAAAGGUUAAGAACAACAGGUUCUGUUUUUUAUUAUUCGAUUUCUUGUGUUCCAACAACAUAAACAUAUAUUAUGGUCUGGUAUGUCAAGAAGAACAAGUUGUUGUUUUCUGAUUUUGUGUUUUUCCAACAACAAACAAAAGAUUUUGAUUUUUUUUGCAGAUCUUGAUUUUCUACAUUCCAACAACAUGAAUGGAUCUGGGAUAGAUAUGUCAAGAAGAACAUGUUCAUAUUUUUUAUUUUAGGUUUUUUUCUACAAGAAACUAAACAAUUCUGAUUUUUUUGCAGAUCUUGAUUUUUCUUUUACAGGUUUUUUGGUUGUUCUUUAUGGAGCUGGAAGGUCUAAAGUUUUAUGUUAAUCUUCAGUUUUAACCGAUAAAGUUGGAGUAGCUACCGUCAAUAAAAUAAAGUCAUAUGCCAAAACAUAGUGGUCAAAACUCAGUGAUUUGCAUUUUUGUUUGACCACUACUUGGGAUGUGCUGGGAUGUGUUGAAGCAUAUGAGUAAAAAUGUAGAAGCAACUAGAAAGGAAGAAUUUAUAAAGAGGAAAGAAGCUGUAAAACGUAGCAAUGAGAUUUAUAAAAAGAAUGAAGAACAUAUCCAGUUGAAUGGUGUGGAAGUGUUGGGAUUAGGAAAGUAUGUUGAAGAGAUGAAGUCAAAAGUGAAGGAACUCGAUUCAAUUUUUAGUAUAUUGAAAACACAUGCUCUCUGUUUAACAUAUUUCUAUAUUUCUAUGUCAAGGUAC
Molecule: messenger RNA, 2762 nt
Organism: Lactuca virosa
Lineage: Eukaryota; Viridiplantae; Streptophyta; Magnoliopsida; Asterales; Asteraceae
Source: the annotation of a GenBank genome assembly